Messenger RNA from Cheilinus undulatus (humphead wrasse), 1638 nucleotides. RefSeq names its product sex hormone-binding globulin (gene shbg). Lineage: Eukaryota; Metazoa; Chordata; Actinopteri; Labriformes; Labridae. Gene Ontology annotation, molecular function: steroid binding. The transcript has 8 exons. The coding region runs from base 139 to 1311 and encodes 390 amino acids. The record is from RefSeq and is a predicted model, not a curated record.
CAGUGUGCCAGCACACACCAGCGCAUUACAAACGAUUUCAAAGUAUUUCUUAUCCCAACAUCUCAGGGUAGCGUGGUGACUGAGACCACCUGAGGGCUCUGCACAUUAGGAGACCUGGGUGACUAGAAGAACGAAAGGAUGGCCGUGUUUUGGGCAGCACUUGCAGGUGGACUGCUCUUUGCUUUGCUGUUACUUGGAGCUGAGGGUCAGGGGAACACACGGGGUAAGAAUGAAGUAUCAGGCAGUGCGACCAUCUAUCUGGGCCAGAAGAGAGACAUCUGGAGGCCACUGAUCCACACAACAGUCAACCUCAGUGAGAUCAACAGUAUCAAAUCAUCCUUCCAGCUACGGACGUUUGACCCAGAGGGCACUGUUUUCUAUGGAGACACCAAAAGAGGGGAGGACUGGUUUGUUUUGUCUCUGAAAGAUGGGAUGCCAUUAAUGCAAAUCAGCAAAGAAGGAAUGCUCAUCAGUGUGGCAGGCAGACCCAAGCUUAAUGAUGGGAAAUGGCACACACUGGAGGUGAGCAACCAAGGGAAGUUUGUGAUUCUAGAGGUGGAUGGCUCCAGUGCACUGGUGGUGGGCAUGCAGCCCAAAUAUGAGGAGGUGACUCUCUCAGGUGAACUCAGACUAGCUGUGGGAGGAGUCCUGAUCAACACAGAGAAGUUGAUUGUUCAGUAUGAGCCUCAAAUGGACGCAUGUGUGCGGGAAGGCAGCUGGCUAAACCUCAGCGUCCCCUGGGAGGCCGAGGCGGAGGAGCUCUGGCCCUGUUACCAAAAUGUCCAACCUGGCAGCUACUUCCCUGGCACUGGAUUUGCCAUUUUUAACACCUCAGAUUUCCCCAUAGAGGCAGAUGAUGGGGUUAAAUUUGAACUUUGGGGAGAUUUUAUUGAGAUGGAUGGGACCAUCUUUAGCAUUAAGGCUCCUGGGCAACAGCUCAUGUUCUCUUUGGUGGCCAAUAAUAACACAAAGGAGGUAACACUCACUCUCGGUACAGAAAAAAUAAGUAUGAAAGACAACUUCAAGAGACUGGAAAUAACAUUCCAUACAGAUUUAAUGCAAGUGGUUCAAGAUGGAGAUGAAACAAGGACUAAUAGGCUCCUCAUCAGUCCAGUGAGCCAACCUGAUUAUUUGACCUCAUGGAUGCAGGGUCAUCUUUCAUUUGGUGGACUGUUAGGUGAAGGUGAGGACCCUAUGGGCUCUCAAUUUCUGACAGGCUGUCUGGAGAAGAUCCAGGUUCAAGGGAGGGAUCUGGACCUUGAUUUAGCUAUCAAACACCCGUCAGUCUCCUCUCACAGCUGCCCUGCAUAAACCAUCACAAGUAUGCAAAGGUGUUUAACCAGAGAAGGACUUUGGAUCAAGUUGAUAUUAAAAUAUAAUGUGUGGGAAGAACAAAACUCCUAAAAUUUCAGUAUACAAAGUAAAAUGAAUCAAAACCACUGAUUGUCAUUCUCUAGUUAAAUGUGGUGUUCCUUACAGCUGUGCUUUAACAUGAGGAGAGUUUAUACUCAAAUUAUCUUUAAGGCCAUUUUAUCUCCAUCAGUCCUUUUGGAAAGAAAAGGAGGGCAAAUUGCAGGGAUGUAAGUGAUUUGUGACCUUUGUACAUGCAUGUUUCUAAAUAAAAUCCCAUAUAAAAGA